AUGCCCUCCAAUAGGCCGGCCAAUAUCGUUCAUCCUCAAUCUAACGUCACUACGAGCCAUGGCGCCUCAUCUUCAGCACCACUCUCAUGGCUCCUCGAUUCAGCGGCAGCGCAUCAUGUCACCGACAAGCUCGACCACUUAGCUCUCUCGAAAAAGUAUGACAGUAUGGACACCAUUGCAAUCAUCGAUGGCUCAGCCCAUGGGGACUCUAAUGCUUCGGGGACGCGCUAG
Linum trigynum is the source of this 231-nucleotide messenger RNA. NCBI's taxonomy places the organism in Eukaryota, Viridiplantae, Streptophyta, Magnoliopsida, Malpighiales, Linaceae. The record is from the annotation of a GenBank genome assembly.